GGCGAUUUAUUUCCAUUUAAAGUGCUUUCGUGUAAUGUUAUGUCAAAAGUAGAUUCAAUAUCUUAUCUCUACUACAAAGGCAUUGCAUUUAUUCUGACAUCAAAUGGUUAUUAUUAUGUGAUCAGCGAAGAGGACGUCAAACGAGAUGAUGUCAAAGAGUUUCAGCCGUCGGGAAAAGUGCCUCAUUUGGCCAAUUGUUGCGAUUCUGCGGUCAUUAAAGAUAUUAACGAUUGCGACGACGAUUUGCAUAACGAGCACAGCAUUGCAUUCACUAAACCAUUCAACAAUGAUAUCAUACUUUCCAAUAUUAAUAUCGAUUAUUCCCAACCAAUUGAUGCCGUCUUCAGUACAGACAAUGUCGGAGAGAUUUUCUUCAUUCAGGGCCAAUACUAUUCUGGUAUUGAAUUUCAAGAGUCGUGUCCGAAAUCGAGGGAACAGUUAAUUGUUUACAACAAACGAAAGUUAACGGAAUUGAAUGUCGAGACAAACAUCGAUAGCGCCUAUUAUGAACACAACGGCGUCGAUAAUCCAAUCCUAUAUCUCACUAAUUAUGAUAAAAUGCAAUUUUAUAGGAUUGAGAUAGAUUCAUUUAAUUCAAAGGACGGAAAGUUGGUUCCCAUUAAAACAACUAUUGAACAGUUGUCAUCUCAUCCAAUAUUUUCAAGGAUU
This is a messenger RNA of Medioppia subpectinata, 669 nucleotides long. NCBI's taxonomy places the organism in Eukaryota, Metazoa, Arthropoda, Arachnida, Sarcoptiformes, Oppiidae. The record is from the annotation of a GenBank genome assembly.